Molecule: messenger RNA, 5983 nt
Organism: Drosophila hydei
Lineage: Eukaryota; Metazoa; Arthropoda; Insecta; Diptera; Drosophilidae
Product: protein argonaute-2
Exons: 14
Coding region: 588-5861 (1757 amino acids)
Biological process (GO): regulation of DNA-templated transcription
Molecular function (GO): protein binding; DNA-binding transcription factor activity; RNA binding
Source: RefSeq, a predicted model, not a curated record
UACAAAUAAAAAUAAAUAAUUACUAAUAACAAUUUGCUAUGAAAGUCUAGUGAAAAUCGAAUGUGUUUUGAUUAAAUCAUAUAAAAUAUAUAAUUACAAAAAAAAUCUAAAAACAACAAAAAAUUCCCCCUACAAAACGCGUGCAACAAGUUAAAUCCAGCUACAAGUUGUAAACCAAGUUAGAACUACACACACACACAGACACAGACGCGUACACAAAUACUCGCUCGCUCAAUACACACACACACACACACGCAUAGACUUUAACAAUGUCAAGUGAAAACAUUCUUUGGAAGCAACAGGUUUCGCCCUAAUAAGUGUUAUAAAGAAGCGCGUCCAGAACUGUUGUCGACUUUAGCCAGAAGUCUUUAUAUGUACAUACAUAUACAUAUAUAUAACAUAGUUAAUGAAUUUAUCAGUAAUACCUACAUGCAUAUAUAGUGUAUAAAUACAAAGCAGAAAUUGAGGAAAAUAGAAAAUAAGAUUUUUGUGUGACUGCAACCAGUUGGAACGAAAGUCGAACAAAAAGAAACAGAACCUGAAAAGUUCUUAGAGCGCGAAAAAAGACGAAAGAGCAAAACCUCAAUAUGGAUUCGUUUUACGAUGGCGACCUCAAAGAUAUAUGGGACUCCGAUUUAGAUCCGACGGAAUCCUUGAAAAUUAGCAGCGAUCAUGAUAUGCACGAUUGGUUUUACGAUCGUGAUGUCAAGGAUCCAGCUGUCAUACUACACGACAAGCUCAUUUCCGAUGCGCUGCUCAAUGGCACGGGACCAAUCAAAACGGAGCAUUCCUACAGUCUCAAUAGCGAUGGUGACUCCCUGCCCGAUUCACCAAAAAGCCUGCAGGCAAAAAUCGAUGAUAUGGAUGACGAGUGCUACUCUGGCAGUGGUCGCAUCACCAUCGAUCCCAAAUGCCUAACACUACACCCGCCCGCAAGAAACAGUCGCAGCAGCGCAAUGCUGAGCAGCACGAGUGGAGCCAUCGCCAGUGCGAGCUCCGCGUUGAGCACAGCCAUCACAGAGUUGGCGGCGGCAAGCACAGCGCGAGCCAGCGAGCUGCACCACCAGCAGCAGCAACAGCAACAACAGCAGCAGCUCCACCAGCACCACCAGCAACAGCAACAGCACCACCACCAGCAGCAUGCUCCCAGCAGCAGCAGUGACAGCAGUGGAAUGCACGUAACGCUGGAGCACUUUCAACUACCUCAACACUUGGCGGAUAUGUACGAUGAUAACGAUUGCAGCUCAUCGGUGUCAUCGGCCAGAGAGGGCAGCAUAUCGCCGGAUAUAUGCUCAGAUAUUGAAAUCGAUGAGGCGAUCAUCAAGGAUGAGCCCAUGUCGCCCGAUUCCAGCUGCCCCGCCAGUCCAAACUCACAGAUCAGCAACGCCCAGCAGCUGAGCCUUAAUCUGGCCAAUUUGCAAACAGAAUUGCUCUUCGACCAAAAGCACGGUGGCCUUUUGUUAGCCACCAGCAGCCAGAGCCUAAUCAAAUCACAGCAGCAGCAGCAGCAGCUCUUGCUUGGGCAAAGCAGCCAGAGUCUGAUGCUGCCCAAGAUCGCCAUCAAAAGCGAAAAGCAAAGCAACGCAAGCAGCAGCAACAGUAGCAGCUCGGGCAAGUCGCACGCCUAUGGCAUACCUUUGACGCCGCCCUCUUCGCUGCCCAGCGAUGACUCCGAGGGCAAUUUGUCGCCAGAGCAUUUGUAUGCCCCACUGUCGCCCAAUGCUUCGGCAGUGGCUAAUGGCGAAGCGGCCCAAAAUACAAGUGCGCGACGAACUGCUGCAGCUAUAACACGAGCGGCGAGCAACAGCAGCAGCAACAAUGGAGGCGCCACCAGCAAUGCAACGCCCUCGACGAGGCAGCCGAUACAUACGCCUCUCAUAAGCUCACAGCCAAAAGGCUCAACGGGAACGCUGCUGCUGACGGAGGAGGAGAAGCGCACGCUGCUAGCCGAGGGCUAUCCCAUACCACAAAAGCUGCCGCUAACCAAAGCCGAAGAGAAAUCGCUUAAGAAAAUACGACGCAAAAUUAAAAAUAAGAUCUCUGCUCAGGAAAGUCGUCGUAAGAAGAAGGAAUAUAUGGAUCAGCUGGAACGGCGUGUGGAAAUUCUGGUUACUGAGAAUCAUGAUUACAAGAAACGCCUUGAGUCACUGGAGGAGACCAAUGCCAAUCUACUUAGUCAGCUGCACAAACUGCAGGCCCUAGUUAGCAAGCACAAUAUGGGAAAGAAAAACAAAUAUAAGAAAGACGAGUCAGCAGCUCCAGCGCAAGCUCCGCAACAGCAGCAGCAGCAACAACAAGCUGCACCUGCAGCGGGUGCAGGACCCCGUCUGCCAGCUGCCGAUGAUAGUCAGCAGCGCCCACCACAGGGUGGCCAAUUGGGUGGAAGUCAGCAGCGCCCACCACAGGGUGGCCAAUUGGGUGGAAGUCAGCAGCGCCCCCAGCAAGGCGGUCAACAGGGUGGCUUUCAGCAGCGCCCCCAGCAAGGCGGUCAACAGGAUGGCUAUCAGCAGCGCCCCCAGCAAGGCGGUCAACAGGGUGGCUAUCAGCAGCGCCCCCAGCAAGGCGGUCAACAGGGUGGCUUUCAGCAGCGCCCCCAGCAAGGCGGUCAACAGGGUGCCUAUCAGCAGCGCCCCCAGCAAGGCGGUCAACAGGAUGGCUAUCAGCAGCGCCCCCAGCAAGGCGGUCAACAGGGUGGCUAUCAGCAGCGCCCCCAGCAAGGCGGUCAACAGGGUGGCUAUCAGCAACGGCCUCCGCAGGGCGGUAAGGAACGCCCCCAGCAAGGCGGUCAACAGGGUGGCUUUCAGCAGCGCCCCCAGCAAGGCGGUCAACAGGAUGGCUAUCAGCAGCGCCCCCAGCAAGGCGGUCAACAGGGUGGCUAUCAGCAGCGCCCCCAGCAAGGCGGUCAACAGGAUGGCUAUCAGCAGCGCCCCCAGCAAGGCGGUCAACAGGGUGGCUUUCAGCAGCGCCCCCAGCAAGGCGGUCAACAGGGUGCCUAUCAGCAGCGCCCCCAGCAAGGCGGUCAACAGGAUGGCUAUCAGCAGCGCCCCCAGCAAGGCGGUCAACAGGGUGGCUAUCAGCAGCGCCCCCAGCAAGGCGGUCAACAGGAUGGCUAUCAGCAGCGCCCCCAGCAAGGCGGUCAACAGGGUGGCUUUCAGCAGCGCCCCCAGCAAGGCGGUCAACAGGGUGCCUAUCAGCAGCGCCCCCAGCAAGGCGGUCAACAGGAUGGCUAUCAGCAGCGCCCCCAGCAAGGCGGUCAACAGGGUGGCUAUCAGCAGCGCCCCCAGCAAGGCGGUCAACAGGGUGGCUAUCAGCAGCGCCCCCAGCAAGGCGGUCAACAGGGUGGCUAUCAGCAGCGCCCCCAGCAAGGCGGUCAACAGGGUGGCUGUCAGCAGCAACCACAGAGUGUGGCCAAGGGCCCGCCACUGCCCCAAACUGGCAACAUAAAGCGUGGCACUCUGGGCCGCGCCGGCUUUGUGGGUAUUAAUUAUUUGGAUGUGGACUUAAGCAAGAUGCCAAGCACUGCAUAUCACUAUGAUGUUGUUAUAGUGCCGGAGCGUCCAAAGAAAUUUUAUCGCAACGCCUUUGAGGUGUUCCGAACACAGCAUUUGAAUAACGCCAUAGCCGCUUUCGAUGGACGCAAAUCGUGCUAUUCUGUAGACAAGCUGCACAACACAACAGGCGAAGUGCAGGUGGCAGAUAGUCAUGGCCGCACCGUCCGCUAUACCUUAACCAUUAAAGAGACGGAUAAGUCGCUAGUGGAGCUCAGCUCACUUCGAAGCUAUAUGAAUGACAAGAUCUAUGACAAACCAAUGCGUGCACUGCAAUGUCUAGAGGUGGUGCUUGCCGCUCCCUGUCAUUCGCGUGCCAUACGUGCGGGUCGCUCGUUCUUCAAGAACUCUGGUAACGGCGAGGGUUACGACCUUGGAGACGGUUAUGAGGCUUUGGUUGGACUGUAUCAGACCUUUGUGCUGGGUGAUAAGCCAUUUGUAAAUGUCGAUGUCUCACACAAGUCGUUCCCAAAAGCAAUGUCUAUGAUUGAAUACCUGGAGCGCUUUGAAAUAAUGUCGAAAAUAACUUCAACUACAAGGCUUAAUAAUACUUAUCGCAUAAUACAAUUUAUAAAGGGCAUUAAUAUCGUGUACGAGCCACCGAAAUGUUUUGGUUCUGCUCCUCGUGCAUACAAAGUUAACGGGCUGUCGCUACAGUCGGCCAGCGACCAAAAGUUCGAAAUGGAAGGCAAAACGUUGACCGUCAAUGACUACUUUCGUUCACGCAACUAUAACUUGAAAUUUCCCCAGCUGCCGUGUCUCCACGUUGGCCCACCAGCAAAGAAUAUCUACUUGCCCAUUGAGCUGUGCCGCAUUGAAGGGGGACAGGCGCUAAAUCGCAAGGACGGCGCAAAUCAGGUUUCACAAAUGAUACGUUAUGCAGCCACACCAACAGACGAACGCAAGAAAAAAAUAAUGGAUCUAUUGCAAUACUUUCAACACAAUAGUGAUCCGACUAUCAGUCGAUUUGGUAUACACAUUGGUGCUGAUUUUAUUACGGUGAAUAGUCGUCUGCUGCCUGCACCGCGGCUGGAGUACAAGAAUAAAAAAUUUGCCUUUCCAUCAAAUGGAGCAUGGCGCAUGGAUCAAUGUCAUUUUCUUAAUGCAACAGCAAAGGCUCACAAGUGGGCUAUACUCCAUUGCGAAUCAGCACGCAUGCAUUACAACAAAGUUUGCGACUUCAUGGAAAUGGUCGUUCAACAAUGUGGCUUCGUGAAAGUUUGUUUGGAGCCCCAGGCAGAUAUUCGUACUUUCAGAGAUGAACGUAAUUUAGAUGAUCACUUCAAGGAUCUGAAGAGCAAGCGAUACGACUUGGUAUUUGUUAUCAUACCAUCACGGGGAGCCACCUAUGAGGUUAUCAAGCAGAAAGCCGAAUUGCAGCAUGGCAUUUUGACGCAGUGCAUCAAGCAGAAUAAUGUGGAACGUCGCCUCAACGCUCAAUUAGUAGGAAAUAUCUUGUUGAAGGUCAAUUCCAAGCUGAAUGGCAUCAAUCAUAAGCUCGAGGAUAAUCCACAAACAAAGCUAUCGAAUGUUAUGUAUUUGGGUGCAGAUGUCACUCAUCCUUCGCCGGAUCAACGUGAUAUACCAAGUGUGGUGGGUGUGGCCGCAUCACAUGACGUUUACGGCGGCUCAUUCAACAUGCAAUAUAGAUUGCAAUGCGGAGCCGGCGGCGGUGCAGCCGAGGAAAUUUUAGACAUGGAGUCCAUUGUAACCGAACACUUGCGUGUCUAUCAACAGCAUCAGAAACGCUACCCUGAUCACAUUAUAUAUUAUCGUGAUGGCGUCAGCGAUGGUCAAUUCAUGAAAAUCAAGAACCUUGAACUGAAAGGAAUCUAUCGGGCUUGUGACAAGCUGAAGAUUAAGCCACAUAUGUGUUGCAUUAUUGUUGUAAAGCGUCAUCACACACGCUUCUUCCCAAAGGAGCCGCCGCAUCCAAGAAAUAAAUUCAACAACGUUGAGCCUGGCACUGUGGUCGAUCGAAUCAUUGUUCACCCGAACGAGAUGCAAUUCUUCAUGGUUAGCCAUCAGUCCAUUCAGGGCACUGCGAAGCCCACACGCUACAAUGUUAUUGAGAAUACGGCCAAAAUAGAUAUUGAUAUAUUGCAACAAUUGACAUAUAAUUUGUGCCACAUGUUUCCACGUUGCAAUCGCUCCGUCUCAUAUCCAGCUCCAGCCUAUUUGGCUCACUUGGCUGCAGCGCGUGGACGAGUCUACAUAUAUGGCUCUCGUCUAUGCCGAUCACCAGAGGAGGAAUAUAAGCGGCGCAUGAUUAAUGCAGAUUUUCUGACAACUAACCCUAUGUAUUUCGUUUAAAAAAAAGCAAAGACUAAAUCUUCAUUAUAUUCAUUGAAUGUUUUUUAUUUUAUCACAUUUUUUAAACUAUAUAAAUUAUACAAUUAUAGACAUAACCAGUUUUAAAUAGAACCGACUGUCUA